UUAUUUUCACACACUAUUAUUAUCACAUACAAAUAUUUAUAACGUUAUGGAGAAAAACACUACAUCUCGAUCUUCUUACAAUCGUGGUAAUUUUCAAAGAUCAAAUUCAAUAUCUAGUCGAUUUUGUUCCUCUUCGAUUUCUUCACGUCCAAUGUCUAGUUUCUCAUCAGCAUCUAGAUCGACGUCGCCUACACGUAUAAAUAUACGCAAAAGUUGCAUUACUCCAACUUAUUUGGUCCAAUUUUCAUUGGAUCACUGUCACAAGGCUCCUGGCAGCUCAGUUGUCAAGAACAUAAGUGACCGUAAUAAUAAUAAUAGUAUUAUUAAUAGUAAUGGUAACAUAGUGUGGAGUCAUGGGUCAAGGAAAACAUGUUUAUGUUCACCUACAACACACCCUGGGUCUUUUCGAUGUAGUUUACAUAAGAACUCGAAUAAUGGUGCGAGGAAUUUGAAUGGAAGUAGUAAUGAAAAUAAUGAUUUAUCUAAUUAUCGGUCUCAUAGAUUGUAUGCAAGGAGAUCGGCUAUGACUAAUUCGCUUGUGAGGAUUGGUACCGUUGAAGGCGAUCUUGUGAAGAGAGCUCUGGCAUCUUUAAUUCGUCCGUCGUCUCAUCAGCAAAGACGACGGAACGAUUUUCAAAGGAGGCCUAGCCGGCUCUCCUUGAUGUCCAAAGCUGAAGAAUGACUUUGCUACAUGUAUAGUGUAUUAGUGUCAAGUUAGACGUUGAAGUUGUAUAUAAUAUAGGUUAGAAAUUUAGAAUUGCCAGUUUUGUUAGCUUAUGUUUCCUGUUUAUUAGAUGGGGAGUGAUAUUUAUACAACAAAAUUUAGCAAUCUACAACAAAAUUACAAACUGUAUUACGCAGUGUCUAACUAUAUAAUGCAGGAUUUGUUAUAGAUGGCUAUAGUAUAUAUUUACUUUGAUAUCUCACUAUGGAUUGGAU
Molecule: messenger RNA, 939 nt
Organism: Erigeron canadensis
Lineage: Eukaryota; Viridiplantae; Streptophyta; Magnoliopsida; Asterales; Asteraceae
Exons: 1
Coding region: 47-682 (211 amino acids)
Source: RefSeq, a predicted model, not a curated record